GCGAGUGUGAGCGACGGGGAGAGCAACAGUUUAACUCACAGUGACCAAAGAGAGAAGCAGUCAGAAGCUCAAGUGAGGCACUCGGAUAUGGCGUGGACUGCGGCGAGGAGCUUCCACAUGCCGACGAUCGAUAUGGCCGCACUGCGGACUCGGGCUCCAUUAGCCGUCGGCGUCGGCUGUGCCUCGGUGGCCGGCUCCGGCUUGUGGCGAUCCUCGAUUUCAUCCAAACCCUCUUCCCGCUUUGCUUGCUUGGCUACUUCCACCGACACUCGAAUCAAGGAGGCUGUGAAAACAGAUAAGGCGCCGGCUGCAUUGGGACCCUAUUCUCAGGCAAUCAAAGCUAACAAUGUCCUCUAUGUGUCUGGUUGUCUUGGUCUGAUUCCCGAGACGGGAAAGUUCGUCUCUGAUGAUGUUGAAGGUCAGACAGAGCAGGUUCUGAAGAAUAUGGGAGAAAUACUGAAAGCAAGUGGUGCCGAUUAUUCCUCUGUGGUUAAAACAACUAUUUUGUUAGCUGACUUGAAAGACUUCAAGGCAGUCAAUGAGAUCUAUGCUAAAUACUUUCCGUCCCCAGCUCCUGCACGCUCAACAUUUCAGGUAGCGGCAUUGCCAUUGGACGCCAAGAUUGAAAUUGAGUGCAUCGCAGCACUAUAGCCUCAUAAUAUUCAGCUUAUUAGCAGGAACUUAGAUGAUGUUAUAAUAAUGUAGGAGGUGGCAUCCCCUUGAACAUCGAGUUUGACUUGUUUAUUCCCCCUCACUUGCACGUUGUUCGUUUUGUAACAUUGUUUCUGUACUUCACAAUUAAAAAGCAAUAUGGUUUAAUGCUUGCUUCAUCAUA
Molecule: messenger RNA, 835 nt
Organism: Fragaria vesca subsp. vesca
Lineage: Eukaryota; Viridiplantae; Streptophyta; Magnoliopsida; Rosales; Rosaceae
Product: ribonuclease UK114-like
Exons: 6
Coding region: 88-651 (187 amino acids)
Cellular component (GO): cytosol
Molecular function (GO): deaminase activity
Source: RefSeq, a predicted model, not a curated record